This is a messenger RNA of Amaranthus tricolor (Joseph's coat), 2358 nucleotides long. Its product is annotated as phosphoinositide phospholipase C 4-like. The record is from RefSeq and is a predicted model, not a curated record. Lineage: Eukaryota; Viridiplantae; Streptophyta; Magnoliopsida; Caryophyllales; Amaranthaceae. Gene Ontology annotation, biological process: phosphatidylinositol-mediated signaling; lipid metabolic process. The transcript has 9 exons. The coding region runs from base 233 to 2011 and encodes 592 amino acids. Gene Ontology annotation, molecular function: phosphatidylinositol-4,5-bisphosphate phospholipase C activity.
AAAUCAUCAAAUCUAAUAAGAAGAGAGAGUAAUAGUUAGAAAAAGACCGAUUAUUUUUAAAUUUCAUUUUGCAAGUCAACAUGGAAAUAAAUUAUAUGGUUUCUCAAAUAGGACUGAAAUGAAGAAUAUCAAAUACACUCCUUAAAAAAAUAUAUCAAAUACAUAGGGAUUCAUUUCUGGAUAUAAUCCUGUGGUAUUAAAACAAAAGAUAUCGUUUUAAUUGUGUAGAGUAAUGGAGAGUUACAUGAUAUGUGGAUGCUUUUCAAGGAAGUUCAAGAAGGCAGAACUACAACCGCCGUCGGAUAUUAUAGAUCUCUUCAAUAAAUACGCCGAAUGUGGGCCCUACAUGACGGCGGACCAGCUCCUAAAUUUCAUGGUGGAAGUUCAAGGAGAGUCCACCGCCACAUUAACUGAGGCUGAGAAGAUUGUGGAAGAGAUCAAGUUAAGAAGAAAACAUCCUCAUAUACAUAUGCUUAUUACUACUAGAAAAUCUCUUACUCUUGAUGAAUUCUUUUCUUACCUUUUCUCAGUUGACCUCAAUCCACCUAUCAAGUCUCAGGUGCAUCAAGAUAUGACAGCUCCAUUAUCUCAUUAUUUCAUAUUCACUGGACAUAAUUCAUACUUGACUGGCAAUCAACUGAGCAGUGAUUGCAGUGAUGUUCCCAUAAUCAAAGCAUUGCAGAAAGGUGUUAGGGUUAUAGAGCUUGAUCUUUGGCCUACUCCUAACAAACAAAAUGUUCAUGUUUUGCAUGGAAAGACUCUAACAACUCCAGUGGAGCUCAUGAAAUGUCUCAAAUCAAUUAAAGAACAUGCUUUUACAGCAUCUCCUUAUCCUGUCAUUUUAACUCUUGAAGAUCAUCUCAAUCCCACUCUUCAAGCCAAAGUAGCCAAAAUGAUCGAUGAAACGUUUGGGGAUAUGCUGUUCUAUCCUGAAUCGGAGAUACCAGAGGCUUUUCCAUCCCCAGAAGAAUUGAAGUAUAAGGUGAUCAUCUCCACAAAACCUCCGAAGGAGUAUCUUAUAGCUGAUAAUGACGGCAAGAAAGGCAAUGGAUCACAAAAGGAAAUUCUAGAACUUUCUGGAGAAGAACAAGUAUCAGAUGAUAAUAACAAGAACAACAAAAAUAAUACUGUAGAUGAAAAUAUUGAAGAGAUAGAUGAAAACGAAGAAGAGAAGUAUAAUGAUGAUGGUUGUGUAAGUGAAAAAGCAGCAGAAUACAAGAGAAUGAUAACGAUUCCAGGGAUAAAAAGAGGUGAAUUGAAGGAGUCAUUGAAGGUUGAUCCUAAUAAAGUCAGUCGUCUUAGUUGGAGUGAACAACUUCUUGCUAAGGCAAUCACUUCUUAUGGAACUGAUAUUAUUAGGUAUACCCAAAAAAAUAUUCUAAGGAUAUUCCCUAAAGUUACGCGGUUCGACUCUUCCAACUAUGAGCCUUUUCUUGGUUGGAUGCAUGGAGCUCAAAUGGUCGCGUUCAACAUGCAGGGUCAUGGAAAACAGCUAUGGUUGAUGCAUGGGAUGUUUAGAGCCAAUGGAGGCUGUGGUUAUGUAAAAAAGCCUGAUUUCCUAAUGAACUCGAGUCCUGAUAACAAAGUUUUUGAUCCAAAAGCAAAUUUAUCAGUGAAGACUACAUUAAAGGUGAAAAUUUACAUGGGAGAUGGAUGGCGCCAAGACUUUAAACAGACCCAUUUUGAUACAUUUUCUCCACCGGAUUUCUAUGUUAGGGUGGGAAUAGCAGGAGCAUCAGCAGAUGAAACAAUGAAGAAAACAAAAGUAAUAGAGGAUGAUUGGAGACCUAUUUGGAAUGAAGAGUUUAGUUUCCCACUAAGAAUACCAGAAUUAGCUUUGCUUAGAGUUGAAGUUCAUGAAUAUGAUAUCACUGAUAAAGAUGAUUUUGCUGGCCAAACUUGUUUGCCUGUCUCUGAAUUGAUGCCUGGGAUUCAUGCACUUUCCCUAUAUGAUUACAAAGGACACAAAUAUCCUUUUGUUAAGCUUUUGAUGCACUUUACGUAUGUCUAAACUCAAAGCUUCAACUAUUUUUUAUGCUUAAAUUGAGUUUCUUUUUUCUUUUUUUUUUGUAUAUCAUCAUAAAACAUGCUCUCUAUAUCUUUAGAUUACCUAAAAGUUUAGUUAUACAAUAAUUCUGUUUAAAUAUAAAUACAAAACUUGUAAAUUAUUUUUCUUUUUUCAGUUAUCAUUUUUAUUGGGAAAUAUAUUAUUAAAUAUUUGUAAUAUGAAGUAUUAUUUAGAUUGUAUAAUAAGGUUAAUUAUGUAAUUGCAUACCUGUAGUGUAUGUGUAUGGCUCUAGGGUUUUAUGUAUUUAUAUCAAGUGAAUAAUGAAUGAGACAACAAGGAUCAUUAAUAUU